Messenger RNA from Mesorhabditis spiculigera, 861 nucleotides. The record is from the annotation of a GenBank genome assembly. Lineage: Eukaryota; Metazoa; Nematoda; Chromadorea; Rhabditida; Rhabditidae.
AUGGAAGAUCGGUCGGGAAGCAGCAGUUCUUCGCUUUUCACCAGCGGCUCUGAUUCUUCAUCCACGUACCCGCCUUCCGACCUUCCGGAAUACAUCCGCGAAGACGACGUGCUCCCCGCGACUCCUUAUAUCAACGCUGAUCCCCGUAGUCGACAAGGCAUCGUCCCGGAUCCCCGGCGCUGUCACGGCUCAAUCGAACAGUUUGAAAGAUUCGGCCACGAACCUGCUUGCCGCCCCGUGGCACUGAGAGGAUUGUCGGAAGACGGAAAGAAACCAGCAAUCCGAAACAUGAUCGACUUCACCCAAAUCCUGCCCGCCAAGCCUCCCUUCACAGCCCCAGAGCCAGAAUUUGUCGAAGACGUCACGGAUCAGCAACAAUAUACGGGCGCUGAGCGGCAGCGAUAUCUAAAGCUGCACGCCAAAAACUUGAAGCGAUUGGAAUACGAGAAGACGGCCCGCGUCUCGCUGCCAAUGGAAGCGCUUCGACUAUAUUUCGACACACCCUACGAGGGUGGCUAUUUCUGGUUUCAAGUCCAGUUCUCCGGUCUUUACCUCCGUGAGGCGCCACAGAUAACAUUCUUAACCCGAGUCUGGCAUCCCUAUGUCUCAGCCAAGGGCUCGCUUCUGCUACCCAAAGAACAGCUCGACAAAUACCCGGAAACCGCCAUCGACGGGCUGCUCGACUGGAUGGUGGAGCUUCUGUUAACGAUACCUCCAGAUCCUCCCGGCCCGUAUUCUUCAAUUACCACUCAAUUCCCCGCCGAGCGUGAAGACCCAAAUGACGACGACCCAGAGGCCAUCGCCCGCGAUCGGGCUCGUAUGGCCCGGGAGUGGACCAAGAAGUUCGCGCUGGGCGGUGGA